Megalopta genalis is the source of this 4980-nucleotide messenger RNA. RefSeq names its product beta-hexosaminidase subunit beta. Gene Ontology annotation, molecular function: beta-N-acetylhexosaminidase activity. Gene Ontology annotation, biological process: carbohydrate metabolic process; ganglioside catabolic process; glycosaminoglycan metabolic process. NCBI's taxonomy places the organism in Eukaryota, Metazoa, Arthropoda, Insecta, Hymenoptera, Halictidae. The record is from RefSeq and is a predicted model, not a curated record. Gene Ontology annotation, cellular component: lysosome; membrane.
CCGAACUGAUGAAAGUUAAGUGGCGCAGGCUAAGGUCGUUACCACUCUCGUACGCAUCGUUCGCCGCGUUCAGUAGACGAUGACCACUCGGUGGCGUCGCAUCGGUUCUCCGCAAACACCUGAGACGACGCUCGCGAAACCGACAUGAGGCCGACGACGUUGGGAUCGUUGCUCUUGCUGGCCGGGUUCGCCUGCCUGGCGAACGCCUUGAACCCAGAUUCCGGACCAUGGGUGCAGGCCACGCAGGGCGAGCCCUGGCCGUUGCCGACUUUCAGGCGCAUCGGGAACGCGUACUACCAGCUCAGACCAUCCACUUUUCAGUUCAACGUAAUCACCGAGACUUGCGAUAUAGUGGUCGACGCGAUCGAAAGGUACAAAGCGAUCAUUUUGACGGAGGCACGAAUCGCGAAGAUCGUCUCGCAAGGACACUCCAGGUCUUCGCGCGACAACAGCACCAGCAGAGGAACGCUUACAGCUUUGGACAUCCGUUUGGCUGAACCCUGCGAGAAGGAUGGAAACCAUUGGCCCCAUUUGUACAUGAAGGAAUCGUACACUCUCAGCAUCAGCGAGUCGUCCACGGUGGCAAAUCUCGCGGCCGACUCGGUAUGGGGCGUCCUCCGCGGUCUCGACACCUUCUCCCAGCUCCUGUUUCCAGCCAACGACGGUCCAAACUUAAAGAUAAGGUGUCAAAGUAUCGUGGAUUGGCCGAAGUUACCUCAUCGCGGACUCCUCCUGGACACCUCCCGUCAUUAUCUACCCAUCCACGAUAUACUGCUGACCCUGGACGCGAUGUCUUAUAACAAGCUGAACGUCCUUCACUGGCACAUCGUCGACGACAACAGCUUCCCUUAUCAGAGCCCCAGGUAUCCGGAUUUGUCCAUCAGGGGGGCGUACCAUCCCACCAUGGUCUACACGCUGAACGACAUCCAGAAGAUCGUCGACUACGCCAGGCUGAGGGGCAUCCGAGUGAUGCCCGAAUUCGACACUCCUGGGCACACUAGGUCUUGGGGCUUGGCCUAUCCUGAACUAUUGACCGUUUGCUAUGAUUCGAACGGCAAGCCCACCGGAAAACUGGGACCCAUGAAUCCAACGAACCCUUAUCUGUACGAGUUCCUGCGGAAUUUGUUCUCCGAAAUCGUCCGAGCGUUCCCUGAUCAAUACGUUCAUCUGGGUGGCGACGAGGUUCCCUUCGACUGCUGGCAGAGCAAUCCGAACGUGACCGCGUACAUGCUGGCGCACAACAUGUCCAGGAAUUUUGCGCUGCUCGAAGGGGAGUAUAUCGCCAAAGUUCUUCGCAUCGCGGACUCGCUGGAGGCAAAUGCCAUCGUGUGGCAAGAGGUGUUCGACAACGGCGUGGUGAUGCCGAAGAACACCGUGGUGCACGUGUGGACCGGCGUCUGGUCGCAGGAGCUUGAGAUGGCGACCAAGGCCGGGCAUCCGGUAUUGUUAUCCGCGUGCUGGUAUCUGGACAACAUCGCGGGCGGCGGCGAUUGGAAAAAGUUCUACAAGUGCGACCCGUUAGCGUUCAACUCGACGAAGAACACGACCAACCUGAUGCUCGGCGGGGAGGCGUGCAUGUGGGGGGAGUUCGUUGACAAGAACAACGUGCACCCGAGAAUAUGGCCGCGAGCCAGCGCGGCCGCGGAGCGUCUUUGGAGCGACAGCAAGCAGGACGAGUUCAAAGCGGCGCAGAGACUCGAGGAACACGCCUGCCGCAUGAACAGACGGGGGAUACCGGCCCAGCCGCCGAACGGUUCUGGAUUUUGCGUCACGUGGUACCACAUGGGUUCAUUCAUGCGGAUGCAGCUAUUGCAAUGUUUCGAGAGAAAAGCUUCGGCUGACGGAAAUGUCAGACAAAAGACACCCACAAGACGUCCAAGCGCGAGCAGUCUAAAGGCGAGGACGAACACGAUGCAGCAGCGUGUCAGAACCGAAAAGUCAUCGUCGAAUCAAAACGUGUCCCACGCGGAGCCAAAGGAGCGACCGCAGAAUGCCGCAGACGCGUACAUACCGAAGACGAGGUUCAAUUCUCAAGACAGGGGCAAAGAUUUCGUGUCGCCCUCGCCCAGACUAAAGUACUUCCCGGCCGAGAAAAUUAAGAAGUUGGACAGUUCACCGGCGUACACGCCCGACCCAAUCGGCGCCAUAAUCAUGCAGCAGAACCCUCAGGAGUCGGGUACAUUUUACGUGCCAGGAUCGGUCGAUCAGAAUAAUGGACAAGGCGACGCGAAUGCGGCGUCGCAGCCGGCGUCACAGCCGCGGCAGCAUCAGACCGCGCACACCAUGAGCCAGCAACAGGUUGGCAGUCACCAACCAUCGCAUCAGAUGGUUCAAAUCAGCCCGAGCUCCGAUCCCACGCUGUACCAGCAGGCCCAAGCGAAUCAGGUGCAUCGACCUUGCGUGCCCCAUGGCCAGCGCGAGCCUUCCCCGCAGAAGACUCCGCAACCGUUGUACCGCACUGCGACUCCUCAACCAUUGUACCGCGCCGCGACUUCUCAGCCAGCAUCGCCUUCGUCCGUCCCGGCGCCUUUGAACCCGGAGCAGUGCAGGCUCGAGAACAACGGAACGGAAUGUCCGGACUACGAGGCGCAGCCAGUCGGCGGCCGAAACGCGGCCGUGUACAGGCAAGCGAUGAUAGCCGGCCAACAGCCACCAGCGGCGCAGUCGCAGAUGUCCACGAUGCCGAAUGCAUCGCAGUCGAACGGCAGCCAACAGUAUCAGCACCCAGCCCAGAGCCACUAUCAACUACUGGCUAGGCAACCGAGCCCUCAAAAUCCUCAGGUGUCGUAUCAACAGUUGCAGCAGACUGCGGCGCAACAGCAACAGAUGCAGCAGCGCGCGAUGGCUUAUCAGGCGCAGACGAUGAACAACAGUCCUCGGCGAAAUCUGAUGGGCGCACCGGUCAUGCGACAGGGAAUGACCUCGCCGCAGGAGGCCGCGACGAACAAGCAUCGAGCUGUGCAGAAUUAUCAAGCCCAGCAGAACUAUCAGGCUCAGCAGAAUUAUCAAGCCCAGCAGAGGAGCUACGCGAUGAAUCCUCAGAGUAGUCAGUUGAGCCCUUACACCAUCAACUUGGUCAACGAUCGGCCGCAGUUCCUUCCGCCAAGCAUGCAUCAACAGCAUCCCGCGCCGCAAUAUCAAUCGCAACCUGCCCAACCGCUUCAGAAUCCCGACCAGCAACUGCACAGAAACCCUGCAGGCUAUCACCCAGAGCAUCCUGGUCACCGACUGCAGUUCAAUCCUGCUGAGAACUCGAACCAGCAACCACCGAAUGACCAGCAAACGGGACAAGCUCCUCCUCCUCCUGCUGAAGCACCGGCAAACCCGGAUGACCGACAGAGGAAGACGAAGUUGUCGUUCACCCAGAGCAUGGUACGCGACCAAGAGAAGCUCGUGGCGACCAUGAAGCAGCAAGGAGUGCCGUUCGACAUCAUCAAAAGGCAGUUCGAGGCGCUGUUGAACGAGCAAACCAGGCAGCUCGAGUACAUCGAGGAGCUUCGUCGGCAGGACUACCUGCCGGACGUUGAAAGACCCGUGGCUGUCGCUCGCAGGCACAAACAGUCGGACGAGAAGCCGGAAUGGAUGGUCCAUCUGACGCCGCAAAGGCUGUCGUACGUCGAGGUGGAGAAGAUGUACGAGGAACAAAAGCGGAAGGAGCGGGUGGCUAGGCAGAUGGAGCAGAGCAGGCAGAACGAGGCGGCCGGUCAGAUUCAUCGGCACAUCGGUCAGCAACAGGGCCAACAGUACUAUCAGCAAGGCAGCCAGCAACAGCAAGGCGGUCGGCAACAGAUGUUCGCGCAGCCUAGGAUGAUCGGUUGGGUCCAGUCGACGCCCAACGUGCCCACGAUGAACCAUCCGCGGGGCUUCCCGAGCCACCAGCAAGAACAGCACGCGUACGCGCAGCAACAGAACCCGCAACUCCAUCUGUAUCAACAGGUCUGCCCGGCGAACAACCGUCAAAUCGAGAAAGAGGAUGAUAACAACACCCCUGAUAACCCCGCGACCCGCGAAACUGUCAGACGAACGACCGAGCCGUCCAGCCUGCUGAAGCUCCGAGUGUACAAGGACUGUAUCCGGCCGCAAGGGCGCAACAACGGGCUGCAGGACCCGCAGAUAGUGCGCAAGUAUCUGGAACAGGCGUCGGCAUCGGCGGAGGUUCAGAGGGGCCUGGAGUAUCUGGCCAGCUUAGGCCCGAAGAAGCAAGUGGCCAGGCUGAACGGGAUGCAGGAGCGCGCGGAGAUGGAGCAGCAGCUGAACGAGCGACUGACAGCGGCUUCUAAUCAGCAGCAAUCGUCGAAGAGGAUCUCCGCGAACGGCCUCGAGAACACCAGGAACCCGGACAACCCGGCCUCGCAGCGUUUGACGCAGCUGAAGAUGACGAACCAGGAGUUCCUGCGAGAGUAUCCCAGACAGAAGCAGGCCAAUCCUCGAGACUGUCAGGUUGUCCAAGCGGAAAGAGAGAACGGGACCGUCGCACCUGUCGAGCAGCAGCACCCUUGUCUGCAACAACACUCGGGGCACGCCGUUUCGACGCCGAUGAUCAUCCCUUAUAACGACAGGAACAACAACCCGGACAUCGUCAACGGUGGCUCGAUGCGGUACAGGUUCGACGGGAGCAGUUCUCAGUGCUAUCAGCAGAUGCAACAGUACUAUCAGAACGCGCGGAAUCUCGCCAAGAACAUCGGCGAGGGGGACAUGGGAUUUGCUCGAAGGAACGACGUAUCGAAGAACGCCGGCUUCGAUCGAGCAGGCGGCGACGCCACCGGAAAUAUGAACGGCCAGACGCCGGAUUGCAAAAUAUCGAUGCACAGGACGCAUCAUAGCCAGCCUGAUCUGUACGAAGCUAGAACCAUCGGCGGUGUGAGGUUCCUGGCCAGGAAACAGGACUACAUGCCAAACGCGCAACUCGUGUCACCGGAAACUCUGAUCGCGAGCAGACACCUGCAGCCCCCGAUGAUCUGCUGACGAAGACCCGGUGUU